AUGGCGCCGGGCGGGCGGAUGUUGCUGUGUGAGGAGAAGAUCCGGGAGAAGAGCGGCCUGGCGCCUCACUGCGACCUGGCUGAACUUCGGUCAUUAUCUAUUCCUGGAACUUACCAAGAAAAGAUUACUCACCUAGGAAAUUCUUUGAUGAAUUUAACAGGUCUAAAAUCUCUAGAUCUCUCACGAAACUCCUUGGUUAGUCUAGAGGGCAUUGAGUGCCUGACGGCGCUGGAGAGCCUCAACCUUUACUACAACCGCAUCUCCUCGCUGGCGGAGGUCUUCCGGCUCCACUCCCUGGCAGCACUCUCGGAUGUGGACUUGCGGCUGAACCCCGUGGUAAAGAGCGAGUCUGACUACCGCCUCUUCGUGGUGCACAUGCUCCCGGGACUCCAGCAGCUGGAUGACCGCCCUGUGAGGGAGAGUGAGCGGAGAGCGUCCCGGCUACAUUUUGGUCCAGAGGAAUCGCUGGACUCAAAGCAGAGCUUCCCGUCUGUUUUCAGAGAAGAAAGACCUCACCACUCCAGGGUCAAGUGCACUGACCCCUCCGCCAAAAAGGGCUUGGUCAUGGACGCCGAUGACGAGGCGGUCCUGAACCUCAUUGCCGAGUGCGAGUGGGACCUCAGCAACCCUCCUGGGAGCAUGAGUUCCAGCCAGAAGGAAUCAGAGGCCAGCCUCCAGAGCUCCCAAGAGUCGCGGCACCGACUGAGCCCACAGUCAGUCCAGCACCAGUGCGGGGACUACCUGUGGAAAGGCCCUGAGAGGCGCAGGAGCAGCUCCAGGGCGGGCUGUGUGGAGCCGAGGCUGCAGGACCAGCGCUGCGGCGAGCUCCCACCGCAGCACUUCGCCCCAGACUCCACAGAGACUGAGGAUUCCGGCGCUUCUUCUCAGAAGUCCAGUGUGUCGACACAAAAGAUGUCAAACCCCUUGCCUGCUCCUGAGAAGUACAGGAAGCGGAGGAUGCCUGGCGGGAGGUUCCAGGUGCCCGUGGACGAGGCGUGUCUCAGCUCUCUGGAGGGGAGCCUGAGUGUGAGCCGGAGGAGCAGCUCGGAGGGCUGGGGCGAGGCCGCCUCUUCCCUCUCGGCUACCCCGGGACCCGAGACCCCAAGGCCACCCAGCGCGAGCGAGGCAUGUCCCAAACUGCACUCCGCCGUGCUGCCCAGGAAGAAGGCCACCCUGGAGAUGCUGAUCCUGGAAGCGCUCCUCGACCUGGUGGACAUGCACUGGAAUGGCCGUGGGUCCCUGCACAGCAGUGAAGUCUUCCUUGCUCAGGCGAGACACAUUUUGUCAUCUGCUCAAGAGUUCACAGCCACUCAGGACACUUCGACAGCUGCGCGUGAAGGAAUUAGCUCCCUGACUCUGGAAAAUAAGUCUCUGCACAGUCGCCUUGCUGAGCUGCAGCAACAGUACGGCCUGAAGAUGGCUGAGGUGGUGUUGGAGCUCAGCGACACGCGGAAGGACAUGGAUUACCUGAGGCAGCAUCUGGACAGAUCUCUGGAGGAGAGCAGUAGCUUGAAGUCGCUUUUGUUCAGCAUGAAGAAAGACGUGAGGACCGCUGAUGCUCCGUCCACGCUGAACCUGCAGAUCUCCGGACUCCAGGCGAGCGUGAAGCGGCUCUCAGGCGAGCUCGUGGAGCUGAAGCAGCACCUGGAGCACUACGACAAGAUCCAGGAGCUCACGCAGAUGCUGCAGGAGAGUCACAGCUCGCUGGUCAGCACCAACACACGCCUGCUGCAGGAGCUGGACCAGGUGCGCGCACAGCACCAGGCCGAGGUGCAGCAGCUGCACUGGAGCUACAAGGAGCUCAAGAAGACCCUUGCGCUGUUCCCCAGCAGCCCCCGAGACGCGAGGCCUGCCUCCCAGCCGCGCGCCCUAUGA
Rangifer tarandus platyrhynchus (Svalbard reindeer) is the source of this 1875-nucleotide messenger RNA. NCBI's taxonomy places the organism in Eukaryota, Metazoa, Chordata, Mammalia, Artiodactyla, Cervidae. The record is from the annotation of a GenBank genome assembly.